AAUUCAAGAACACAGUGGUUCAAAGAUUGGGCAAAAAUAUCUGCCCACGGUUAGAAUACCAAGAAGCUGGAUCUCCGUGAGUUUGUGCUCUUGUGAAAAAUCUGCCACCGUCAUGGGCAAGGAAAUGAGUAUGAAGAAGAAGGUUGGAUGCAACGACGGUUGUACCGUGGAGGUGGACCGAUUUAUGAGAGAGAGGGAGAACCCCCGACAUUUAUGGGAGUUGGUGGACAAAAUUAUUUUGGCCAGAGGGUAGGGAUUUCGCCGGAAGGUGAAGAGAAGCUAGAGUUCAGCGCCGGAGGAUGUUCGCUAGGCAGGGGUUGCUUGUCUGUGUGGCGUAUUUAUCAGACCCGGAUCGACCCGUCGGAUCAACCCGUAAAAUAUGUGAACCGGGUCAGUGCAAAUCCUAUAAAAUCAGAAAUUUGGGCAUUUUGCCCUAAGCGGGAACCCUACACUUGCACUCGUUUCUCUCGCGUCUCCGUCACCUUGCCGGAGUCCCCAAAGCCCGGCAUCGUCUCCUUCUGUCAUUAUCUCAUGGUCUUCCUCUAGUUGCAGCAAACAUAGUGAGAGAUCUCACGAUCUUCCCUCUCCUCCUUCUCAUCUCCAUCUCUUAUUACCAUCCAUCACACCAGAGUCGAGAUCACCAUCUCUUGGCGAU
Molecule: messenger RNA, 655 nt
Organism: Ilex paraguariensis (yerba mate)
Lineage: Eukaryota; Viridiplantae; Streptophyta; Magnoliopsida; Aquifoliales; Aquifoliaceae
Source: the annotation of a GenBank genome assembly